Lucilia cuprina (Australian sheep blowfly) is the source of this 2397-nucleotide messenger RNA. Its product is annotated as ATP-binding cassette sub-family B member 10, mitochondrial. Gene Ontology annotation, cellular component: membrane. Gene Ontology annotation, molecular function: ATP binding; ATP hydrolysis activity; ABC-type oligopeptide transporter activity. The record is from RefSeq and is a predicted model, not a curated record. Lineage: Eukaryota; Metazoa; Arthropoda; Insecta; Diptera; Calliphoridae. The transcript has 7 exons. Gene Ontology annotation, biological process: transmembrane transport. The coding region runs from base 148 to 2181 and encodes 677 amino acids.
AAUGAUACUUUCAUAAUUUUUUUUCUUUGAGCUCGUAGUAUUAGAAAACCUUAAAAUAAGUGUUUUUAACUAAAAUAUUCCAAAAAUUUGAAUGAACCCGUUUAAAGUUUAAAUUAGAUCCCUUAAAGUUUUGCAAAAUAAAUCAAAAUGUUGCUGCAGUGCUUGGGAAAAUGUACACGUUUGUCCACACCCACCAUUAAAUACACAACAAAUGUUUAUGGCCAUCACCAGCAGCAUUGGAGAUCAUUUACGAUAAGGCACAAUCAUGUAUCAGGGAAAAUGAACACAAAUUUUAAUGCCGCCAGAGGGCAAUUGUUAACAACGCACCUAAUGAAACAAAAUGUCUGGUUGUUAAGAUUGAAAAAUACUGCUCCGGAACUAAGAAAAGCCAAGGCUCCCAAAGUUAAACUAAAGAAAGGUGAUAUAGUGCGUUUGGUUAGUUUGGCCAAAUCGGAAAAACUGGUUUUAACAGCUGCCAUUGGCUGUUUGAUUAUCUCCUCGGCUAUAACUAUGAGUGUACCCUUUGCUUUGGGUAAAAUUUUGGACAUUAUUUUCGAUAAGGAGGGUGCUAAUGGUGAACAAGCUUUAGAUAGAUUAAAACAUUUCUCCGCUAUACUAUUGGGUAUAUUUGUGGUGGGUGGUUUGGCUAAUUUCGGACGGGUUUAUCUAUUCAAUAGUGCCUCCUUGCGUAUUGUGCGCAACUUACGCUCUAAAUUGUAUAGACGCAUGCUGCAUCAAGAAGUGGGUUGGUUUGAUAGAAAAGGCACCGGUGAAUUGGUAAAUCGUUUGGCUACUGAUACUUACUUAGUGGGCAACUCCUUAAGUCAAAACCUAUCAGACGGUUUACGUUCUACUGUCAUGGUUUUGGCCGGCACCACUAUGAUGAUUUACACUUCGCCGCAAUUAGCUCUCAUAAGUACCUGUGUGGUGCCUUGUGUGGCAGGAAUAGCUGUUAUAUAUGGUCGUUAUGUACGCACGAUAACCCGACAAUUGUUAGACAAAUUAGCCGAUAUAUCCAAAUCAGCCGAAGAACGUUUGGGCAAUGUUAAAACUGUUAAGACUUUUACGAAAGAAGAAGAGGAAUGUAAAUCUUAUGAUAAUCUCUUAACAGAAGCUUUAAAUCUAGGCUACAAAGAAGUUAUGGCCAAAUCGUUAUUCUUCGGUUUGACUGGCAUGUCUGGCAAUAUAAUCAUAGUUUCCGUUUUAUACUAUGGAGGUUCUUUAGUCGUACAAGAUGCUUUAACUAUAGGCGCCUUAACAUCAUUUAUAUUAUAUGCUGGUUAUUCGGCAAUUUCUAUUAAUGGUCUUUCCAAUUUUUAUACCGAAUUAAAUAAGGGUGUGGGAUCGGCCCAACGUAUUUGGGAAAUAUUUGAUCGUAAAAAUUCGAUUCCCUUAAAUUUUGGCGUAAUACCAGAGACGAAACCACGCGGUGAAGUUGAAUUCGAUAAUGUUAAUUUUAGUUUUCCUGCUCGAGCGGAUAGUGUAGUUUUAGAUAAUUUUAAUUUAACUUUAAAACCAGGACAAACCACAGCUAUAGUGGGACGUAGCGGUUCGGGUAAAACCACCAUAGCCACUUUGCUGUUGCGACUAUAUGAUCCUUUACAGGGUAGAGUUUUGCUGGAUCAAGUGGAUUUGAAAGACUUAAGUCCUGUAUGGUUAAGAAAUCAUAUAGGUGCUGUGAGUCAGGAACCUGUUUUAUUUUCUGGCACCAUAAAAGACAAUAUUUUGUAUGGCUUGAAUAAGGAUCAAUCAAUAAGUGAAUCAGAAUUUGAGGAAAUUGUUCGAAAAGCUCAUGUUGAUGAAUUCACUUCUCAACUACCGCAGGGCCUCAAUACCAUGGUGGGCCAACGAGGCAUGAUGUUAAGUGGUGGACAAAAACAAAGAGUAGCCAUUGCUAGAGCUUUAAUAAAGAAUCCCACCAUUCUUAUAUUGGAUGAGGCGACUAGCGCUUUAGAUUCCGUUUCCGAAGAACUAGUACAAAAUGCACUCGAACAAUUAGCCAAAGGCAGAACUUGUCUAACCAUAGCACAUCGUUUAUCCACUAUACGUAAUGCUGAUUCUAUAGCCGUACUAGAUAAUGGACAAAUUGUUGAGCAGGGGCGAUAUGAGGAGUUAAUAGCACGCGAUACUAGCACAUUUAAAGAGUUAGUUAAGAAACAAGCAUUUCUUAUGAACUCAUGAUGACAAAGAAACUAAUAUUUUUUUUAGUAGAAAACAUUUGUUUUAGCCAAUUUUUAUUACAUUAUUUAAUUUUUAGUUAACAAAUUUAUUUUUGUUAAAGUUGUACAAGUUUUAAAAGUUUAUUGUUAUACUUAUGUAACUUUACAAAUAGCAAAGUUGGUUUUGCGGUUAUUAAUAAAACGAUCAAAGGCAUAAAUUUUGUUAUAAUAAAUGUUA